AUGGCUGCUACAAAAUUGAGUUUCGCGCCUGUUGUUAAACCCUUUCAAGCCCAGAAUUUGCCAUUCGGCCAGUCAAUUCUCUGGUUACCAACAACAUCGGCACUAGUAUCAGGCACUAUCAAGGAAAAGAAUAUCGUGUCAAUAGAAGGCCGUAAGCUUCCGAGUAAAUGGGUGGUUCUGAAUGCAUCUUCGGGCAGCACAUCAUCCAUUAGUGACGAGGAGGAUGGUGUAUCUUUAGGGACUAUGAAACUUCCAGCCAACACUGACCUCGCAAGAUUCGAAACCUUGCUCUUCCAGUGGGGUAACAGUCUCUGCCAAGGUGCUAAUUUGCCUCUCCCGUUGCCUCUGAAGGUUGACAAAAUCCCCGGUGGAGCUAGACUUGGGUUUAUCAAAAUUGAAGAUGGGCAAACCCAAGUGCCGGUGUACAUAGAUUGCUUAGUGUUUCCUGCGACUGAGAGUUCUGGUCCAAUAUUUCGAGCUAUAAGAAAUGGACCUUUGAAAGCUGAAGCGCCUCCUGGAGAACCAAGAAUCAUGAGAAGCCUUCUUGGGGCUCUUCAAAAAUCUGUAGAGUUAGCCAGACUUUAA
Oldenlandia corymbosa var. corymbosa is the source of this 585-nucleotide messenger RNA. The record is from the annotation of a GenBank genome assembly. NCBI's taxonomy places the organism in Eukaryota, Viridiplantae, Streptophyta, Magnoliopsida, Gentianales, Rubiaceae.